GGGUUUGGAGGCUUCAGGACCUGGCUGUGAAUCCAGCCAGCUGGUUUCAAACUUUCCUGUGAUCUUCUGCAAGUUAACUAAGUCUCAGUUCCUUGUUUGCGAAGUGUACUUAAUAUGCACCCCAGGGUGAAACAAAUUUGUCUGCAUAGACUGCAGCACUGUGGGCUUGGGAGGCGCCUUAGUGGGUAGGAGUCACUAGUAUCACUGUCUGACUUUUGACAGAAAUUAAGGUGCAUUGGCAAAGGUGUGCCCCGUGGCCAGACAGGUUGGGAGGAGGGCCUGCUAAUAUUUUUUCUUAAAUUGUAAACAGCCAUAUGGAUGAGCAGUAUAUUAUCAAAUUAUGAUUCGGAGAGGACUAUCGCUGACUACCGUUUUCUGGGCAAACCUCUGCUUCAGGAGCUUCUGGCUUGAUUCUUAAGUGGAAGGUAGAGACCUAGGCACUCUGAGUCAACUCCUCUCUGGUUGAGGACUGAGCUUCGGGAUUGCAGAGUGGAGGCAGAACAGUUGGGAUAGGGAAAAGAGAGGCCAAACUAGAUCUGAGGCUGCCGUGGGCCAGGGGCCUCAGGGUCUACCUACUGGCACAGUGAUGCCCCCUGGCUCCUAUUGCUGGUUCAAGUUUGACCAAUCAGAAGUCUCUUUAGCUUAAGGGCGGGGUGUUGGCCAAUGAGACCUUACUGUGAAAUAAAAUGGCUUCAGUUUAUUGUAACUCAGUCAUCAUAGAGGAAUGGAGAAAUCUGGAGCAGGGCAGAUGAAAGGCCAUUAAGGGGUAUUUUAGGGAUCGGAUGGGCUGGGCACCGCGAGGACAGUGGCAUUUGGCGUGGUAAUGAGAAGGAACAUUAGAGGCCUCCGCCUCCUUCCUUUCCUCCUGUGCCGAGUCAGCACAGAUGCUGCAGGGAGGUAUCUCUGGUUGGCUGUGGCUGCCUUUGGGGGCACCAGCUUUGGGGAGGUCAGAGGGCUCUCGAGCUGCCGUUCUGCCCGCAAUCACACCUGCUUGAUGCCUGUGAAUGGCCUUCUGAAUCUCCUGGGCCCUGCUCACCUCUUGGAAUCAAAGAUCAACUCCCACUGAGGAUAAAUGGACGUGUAAUUCUGGGUGUGACUAGAGAGUGAGAUUUGCCUUCCUGAAUUAAAAAGCAGGUCAUUAAGCUUGGGCCCUGACACUUCUUUAUGAGAAGGUACAGAGAUGGAAACCUUACAACCUGAGACUAAAAAGAGGGUCCUUCCCUCAUGGCUGACAGCCCAGGUGGCUGCAAAGAAUGUGGCACCAGUGAAGGCCCCCAAGAGGAGGAGAAUGGCAGCAGUGCCGAUGGCAGCAGCAAGACUCCCUGCGACGAGGACUGUGUACUGCAUGAAUGAGGCUGAGAUAGUUGAUGUUGCUCUGGGAAUCCUGAUUGAGAGCCGCAAACAGGAAAAGCCCUGCGAGCAGCCGGCCCUGGCGGGCACUGAUAACCCACAACCCUCCCCUCCCUGCUCUGUGUCGCCUCACACGAGUUCUGGGAGCAGCAGUGAGGAAGAGGACAGUGGGAAACAGGUACCAGCCCCAGGCCUCAGCCCUUCCCAGAGGCCGGGGAGUUCCAAUUCCCCCUCCAGCAGGAGCCCCGAGGAAGAGGAGGAAGAGGAGGAUGUGCUGAAAUACGUCAGGGAGAUCUUUUUCAGCUAGGGCAUAAACACUGAACUUCCUGCUGAGAGCAGCUGAGCUUCCGCUAGUGCUGCUGGGCUGCUCGCCUGUGGUAAUGGGGCUCUCUGUGCUCCCACCUUUGUGCCUUCCUGGGCCUGGCAGAUUCACUCCAGGCCUUGGGGCUGCCAUUCUGAGUAUGCGGAAGCCAUGGCUCAAAAGAGAUCCCAUUCGAAUCCCUCUGUAUGUACUGCGCCCUCUCCCAGCUCUGAGGCGCUGGAAUCCCAACUGUCUGUGGUAGUCAGUCACUAGGUUCCAGGGAGAAUGAUGUCAUAUGCUGGUCCAACUGACUGGAACCAAAGAGACAAUACUUUUCAAAGAAAGGGAUUGCAGCCAGGCGCACUGGAAUUGCUACAGUUUAGUCUGCAUGAUCUCUCCUAAAGGAGGAAGCCUGUUUAAAAAAUAGUUUCCAUCAUGGUCAAUCAAUGAGCUCCCACCCCUCCAGCCAGCCUAGAAGGCAAACGAGCUACCCACAGUUCUCUGCCCUGUCUGGGAGCUUGAGGCCACAGUGUACAGACUGGUAAGCCCAACAGGCCUCCUCCCUCAAGCUGCUACCUUGCUUUCACCCGUACCUUGGUCCCCAGGCAGUUGCUAUAAAGCAAGAAGGACAGCCCAGAAGAGCCACUGAAGACAAGAGAUCACACCUGAGUCCAUGUUUCCGCCUCUGUUUUCAGUGUGGCCUUGGACAGGCAUAGAUGAGUAAAUCAUUUGCCAUACAGGUUUUCCAAUACACAGGUGCUGGAAAAUACACAAAAUUUCCCAAUG
This is a messenger RNA of Cebus imitator (Panamanian white-faced capuchin), 2437 nucleotides long. RefSeq names its product cell cycle regulator of NHEJ (gene CYREN). The coding region runs from base 1181 to 1657 and encodes 158 amino acids. Lineage: Eukaryota; Metazoa; Chordata; Mammalia; Primates; Cebidae. Gene Ontology annotation, biological process: negative regulation of double-strand break repair via nonhomologous end joining; double-strand break repair via nonhomologous end joining. Gene Ontology annotation, cellular component: nucleus; cytoplasm. The transcript has 4 exons. The record is from RefSeq and is a predicted model, not a curated record.